AUGGCCGAGGAAGAACUAAGUAAAGUGUGGAUGCGGCAGUUGACUGCCCUAGAAGGGCUGGAGGAGAGAUUAGACAUACAUCGUGUCUACACUUGGACAGAAUUCAAGGAAGAGUUGGAGAAGCGAGCCAACCAAUUAGCGUGCCGAACCGAUAUCGACGAAUCGAAAUCGCGCAACACCAAGACGGUAGCAGCAGCUGCCAUCACCCAACCCCAGCGUAGGGAAAUCAAAACGCAACCGCAAUCCUGUUUCGCGUGCAAUGAGAAAGGGCACGCGAUCUGGCACUGCACCGAAUUCAAAGCGCUGCCUGUACCGCAAAGAUGGGAUAGGACCAAAAGAGCCGGUCGGUGUUUCAAUUGUUUGUCUUGGGGACACUCCGUCCAAAAUUGUUCAUCCAAAAAGCGGUGUUCAGAAUGCGGAGAAGCACACCACACAUUGCUACAUCCAGUGGAUGCGGUUCCAGAGAAGAAGCCGGCGGCUGACCCAGCCGUUGUGGCCUCAACCAGCACCGAGAUCAACAUUAAAGGUGCGUCCGACUGGUAUCGAGUUAGGUGCCUAUUGGACUCCGGUAGUCAGGUGGAGUCUAUCACGGAAGCAGCCGCGCAGACUCUAGGACUACCGUACGCACGGAGCGACGUGCAACUUGUUGGCAUUGGCGGAAGGGUCAAUGCUUCCAGAAAGAUUACAACCGUAAUCUCCUCCAGAUGCGGAAGCUUCGCUAUGGAGGUAAGUUUAGUUUUGGUUCCGCACCUUUUAGACGACCAGCCCAGCAUUCGGCUGGAAGCGAAGGAUGUGAGUGUUCCGUCAAACAUUGAGUUAGCGGACCCCACAUUCUACAAGAGAAGAGGCAUCGAGAUUAUACUCGGUGCCCGAGUACUAUUCCAGAUUCUGAGCCCCAGACAAAUCCAAUGUACAAAUGGCCCGAAUCUUCAGGAGUCAGCCUUAGGCUGGCUUGUUGGCGGACUAGUUUCGCUACGGUCAACCCGGAAAGCAGUAAUGACUGUUGCCACCGUUAGUACAAAUGAGAUCCAAGAAGAAGAGGACCCCGAUGGGAAAUUGGAUAUUCUCUUCAAGAGGUUUUGGGCCUUGGAGGAGGUAACUUCUGCGGAAGCGAAGUCCACCUCUGACCAGGUAAACCUAUGCGAGGAGCACUUCCUCCAGCACACCAAGAUAGGGGCAGAUGGCAAAUAUAUUGUGUGCCUCCCUUUCAACGACAAGCCCAUUCAACUGGGUGAUUCCUACGAGCAAGCAAGAAGACGCUUGUUCUCGCUAGAAAGGAAACUCACGCGAACUCCGGAAGUAUACGAGCAAUACAGAGAGUUCCUGAAAGAGUAUCUGACAUUAAAUCAUAUGGAAGUUGUAGAACCAAAGGAUUAUCAAAAAAUCCGCUACUUCAUACCACACUCAUGUGUCAUCAAGCCAGAUUCUUCAUCAACCAAGCUUCGCGUGGUAUUUGAUGCAAGCGCUGAGGCAUCAAAUGGACAUUCCUUGAAUGACAUGCUGCGUAGUGGACCAGCGAUCCAAACGGAGCAAUUCGAUUUGCUCCUGGACUUUCGCUGCCAUGACAAGGUGCUAAUGGCCGACAUCGCGAAGAUGUAUCGGCAAGUCCAUGUCCACGAAACGGACUCGUGGUACCAGUGCAUCGCCUGGAGGGAUAAUCCUUCGGAAGCGAUUCAGGCUUAUCGCCUCAAAACAGUGACUUAUGGCGAGGCGGCAUCCUCAUUCCUAGCAUGUCGCGCUCUACACCAAGUCGGAGAAGAAAUCCGAUCGCAUCAGCCGAGCAUUGCUGAUAUUAUUCAGAAAUGUUUCUACGUCGACAAUUUGAUGAUGGGGGGAAAUUCAGCAGAAGGUCUUCUGAGUCAACGAAAAGCCGUGGAGGCCGCUCUUCUGCAGCGAGGCUUUCCCUUACGGAAAUGGGCAUCCAACGAUGCCAGCAUCAUAGAAGAUGUACCUGCCGACGAUCUCGAAAAGGAGAUCAACAUCGGAAAUCACGAUGUGAUUAAAACCCUAGGCGUGGCCUGGUCUCCACGCGGAGAUACCUUUCGAUUCCUAGUGGAGGACCGCAAUGCAAGCAAGCAAACUAUUACCAAGAGGCAGCUAGCCUCGGAGGUGCUCAGAUUAUAUGAUCCGUUGGGCAUAAUGCAACCGGUCAUCAUUACAGCAAAAAUAUUGCUGCAGAGCUUGUGGAAAACCAAGCUCGGUUGGGAGGACCAGAUCCCACCAGAAACUUUGCACGAAUGGCAGCAACUGAAGAAAACGCUGCCGAAGUUGGCGGAACUAGAGUUCCCGCGUCAAGCCAUCCCGAGUAACGUAGCACACUUGGAGCUGCACGGUUUCUCGGACGCUUCUAUUCGCGCUUAUGGAGGCGCAAUUUAUGCCUUUGCCAUAGACACGCAAGGUGCUUUGUGCAAAGUCGCGUGUAGUCCCGAUGAAGGACCUCACUCUUCCUCGAAAGGAAUUAAUUGGAGCCAAAUUGUUGGCAGAGUUGAUGAGCCGCGUGAUCGGCAUCAUACCACAACACAUUAA
Uranotaenia lowii is the source of this 2526-nucleotide messenger RNA. RefSeq lists its product as uncharacterized. The record is from RefSeq and is a predicted model, not a curated record. The transcript has 3 exons. Lineage: Eukaryota; Metazoa; Arthropoda; Insecta; Diptera; Culicidae. Bases 1 to 2526 code for a protein of 841 amino acids. Gene Ontology annotation, biological process: proteolysis. Gene Ontology annotation, molecular function: nucleic acid binding; zinc ion binding; aspartic-type endopeptidase activity.